Molecule: messenger RNA, 7307 nt
Organism: Oryctolagus cuniculus (rabbit)
Lineage: Eukaryota; Metazoa; Chordata; Mammalia; Lagomorpha; Leporidae
Source: RefSeq, a predicted model, not a curated record
AGGGCAAAGUUUGGCAGCCUGCAAGGGGCUUCCAGGCUGGAGUGGGCGGGCCCCCGGAGGGCCCUUUAGCGCUCCCAGCUCAGGGGCUCGGGCUGCCAGGACUCGAGGGGUGUGUUGACCAUGCACCGCGGGGCUGCCGCGGUCCCGGGCAGUGGCCCGCCUCAGGAUGGAGAGCAGCCCGCGGAGUCUCCAGAGCCUCCGCCGCCGUGGCCGCCGCCUCCGCCGGCUCCUCCGCCGCUUCAUGCACCUUCGCCAGAACCGGCACCAGAGCCCUGUCCAGAGCCUGCUCCAGGAUUCUGCCCGGACGCGACCCCAGAACCAGCUACAGAACCAGACGCAGAGUGGAGUCCAGAACCUGCCACAGAGCCGGCCCCAGAGCUGGCCCCAGAUCCAGCCACACAGCGGGUUUCAGGGCUUGCCCCAGAACCUGCCCCUGGGCUGGUCCCCAAACCAGCCUCAGAGCUGAUCCCAGAACCUGCCAUAGAGCCAGCCUGGGGCCUGGCCCCUGAACCAGUUCCAAAGCCGACCCCAGAAGUGGCCCCAAAGCCCAUCUCAGAACCUGCCACACAGCCGGCCUCAGAGCCAACUCUAGCACCUGCCAUAGAGUCAGCCCAAGAGUCCUGUCCGAAGCCAAGUCCAGCACCAUGUUUAUUGCAAUGUCCGGUGGUCGAUCGGGACAGAAGUCCAAAGACCUCGCCGUUUCCAUCGCCCCAAAUGCCAGUGUCAUGGUCCAGAAUAAAGAAAAUACUGAAGGAAGGACCUUUGCUGAAGAAUUGUAACUCCCUCAAGAGAUGGAAACUUAGAUAUUUUCUGAUUCAAGGACAAAAGCUCUACUUUGCACACCAUCCAGCGUUUGCGCACUUUGAAACAAUUGAUCUGUCUCAAGUAACCUUAGCCGAAAGCAGUUGUAGAAACCUUUGCCACAGCUUUUGUGUUAUCACACCACAACGAAAAGUCACCCUGGCAGCACCAAACCGAAAAGACAUGGAAGAAUGGAUCAAUGUCAUUAAGACUGUCCAACAAGGAGAAAUUCGUAAGAUACCUGUAGCAGAAAACAACCCUUUCCUUGUUGGAAUGCACUAUUGGUAUUCCAGCUACAGUUCCAGGACACAGCAUUGCAAUAUUUGCCGAGAGAGCAUUCCUGCCUUAUCUCGAGAUGCCAUUAUCUGUGAAGUGUGCAAAGUGACAUCUCACAGAUUAUGUGCUUUGAGAGCAAGCAAAGACUGCAAAUGGAACACCUUAUCCGUCACUGACGACCUUCUUCUGCCUGUAGAUGAGGUGCAGACCAUGCCUCAUCAAUGGGUAGAAGGAAACAUGCCUCUCAGCUCUGAAUGCGCAGUAUGUCAUGAGAGCUGUGGCAGUUACCAACGACUUCAAGACUUCCGCUGUCUCUGGUGCAAUUCUACGGUGCAUGACAGCUGUCGGAGACGGUUUUCCAAGGAAUGUUGCUGCGGAAGCCAUCGAUCAUCGGUCAUUCCGCCCACUGCUCUCAGCGACCCCAAAGGCAAUGGACAAUUAGUAGUAUCUCCAGACUUCUGGAAUCUUGAUUGGUCAUCUGCCUGUUCAUGCCCUCUUCUCAUCUUCAUCAACUCCAAAAGCGGUGAUCAUCAAGGGAUCGUUUUCCUCCGAAAAUUCAAGCAAUAUCUAAACCCGUCUCAAGUAUUUGAUCUAUCGAAGGGUGGACCUGAAGCAGGGCUGUGCAUGUUCAAGAACUUUGCUCGCUUUCGUGUUCUGGUUUGUGGUGGAGAUGGCAGCGUGAGCUGGGUCCUAUCCUUGAUGGAUACCUUUGGGUUGCAUGAUAGGUGUCAGCUGGCUGUCAUCCCACUUGGAACUGGUAAUGAUCUGGCACGUGUCCUUGGCUGGGGUGCAUUCUGGAGCAAAAACGAGUCCCCUUUGGACAUUCUCAACAGAGUGGAGCAGGCCAGUGUGAGGAUACUAGACAGAUGGAGUGUGAUGAUCCGUGAGACUCCCAGGCAAAGCCCGUUGCCAAAAGGACAGGUUGAAAUGGACAUCCCACAAUUUGAGGCUGCUGCCAUCCAACACUUAGAAUCUGCAAGCACCGAGUUGAACAAAAUCCUGAAGGCCAAGUACCCCACAGAGAUGAUCAUUGCAACCAGAUUCUUGUGCUCAGCAGUGGAAGAUUUUGUGGCUGAUAUUGUAAAGGCCUGGAGUCGAAUUAAACAGAACAAUACAGCAAUAGAGUCUGUGAUUUUGAAAAGUGACUUAAUGUUUGAUAAGCUGAGUGUCCUGAUUGAUAUCCUGUCUGAGGAUGCAUCAGCUACCUCUGUUAAGAAAGGAACUACAGUAUAUACAGUCAGUGGAAAGGCAGACGGAAAGCCCUUCAUCCCUCAAAUGGAUCACAUAGCCAAAUCCAAGUUGGAGUUGGCCACAAAGGCCCAGAAUCUCCAGACAUCUUUGAAACUCAUCAUAUUCCAGGUUGAACAAGCUCUGGAUGAAGAAAGCAGACAGACCUUAUCAGUCAAGAACUUUACUUCCACUUCAACUUUCCUCCUGGAAGAAGACUCAGAGAGUAUUACCCAGACAAGCCCACGGCACCGUUCUCGGUGUCAUGGUACUUUGUCUUCUAUAUCGUCUCUCCAAAGUGAGGACCUAGACAACCUUAACUUAGAACACUUACAUUUUACACCGGAAACUCUACGCUUCAAAGAAAAGUGUGUCAUGAACAACUACUUUGGGAUUGGACUGGAUGCUAAAAUUUCUCUGGAGUUCAAUACCAGAAGAGAUGAACACCCAGGACAAUAUAAUAGCCGCCUUAAGAACAAAAUAUGGUACGGCCUUCUGGGAAGCAAGGAACUUCUGCAGCGCUCUUACAGGAACCUGGAAGAACGAGUGCGCUUGGAGUGUGAUGGAGAAGUCAUCUCAUUGCCAAACCUGCAAGGCAUCGUAGUGCUCAACAUUACCAGCUAUGCCGGAGGUAUCAAUUUCUGGGGAAGCAACACAGCAACCACAGAAUAUGAGGCUCCUGCAAUAGAUGAUGGGAAGCUGGAAGUAGUGGCAAUCUUUGGUUCUGUGCAGAUGGCGAUGUCCCGAAUCAUCAACCUGCAUCAUCAUCGCAUCGCCCAGUGCCACGAGGUGAUGAUAACCAUUGAGGGAGAAGAAGGUAUCCCAGUGCAGGUGGAUGGGGAAGCCUGGGUUCAGAGGCCAGGCCUUAUCAAAAUUAAAUACAAGAAUGCUGCCCAAAUGCUGAUGAGAGAUCGGGACUUUGAAAAUUCAAUGAAGACAUGGGAGUGCAAGCAUACGGAAAUUAAGGCUGCCCUGCAACCCCAGCUGGGUUCCCAGCAAUCGCAAGAUAGCCUCUCUGAUGAGGAACAUGCCCAGAUGCAGCACUUAGCUCAGCUUGCAGAAAAUCUCAUCAGCAGACUUAAUGACCUGAGCAAGGUCCACCAGCAUGUAUCUGUCCUCAUGGAUUCUGUGCAUGCCAGUGCCAACAUCUUGAAUGAUGUAUUUUAUGGCCAAGACAGUAGCAAUGAGGCAGGUGCAGCUUCCUGUACUCCCAUUGAGACUCUAAGCAGAAACGACGCGGUAGAUGUUACAUUUAGUCUUAAAGGGCUCUACAAUGACACCAAAGCUUUCCUGGAUGAAAAUUUGCUGAGAAAUGCUGAAGACAAGGCCACAUUACAAGCCGCCCUGGAUGCCAUGAAUGAACAGUUUGAAAAGCUUUCUGAGAUCGACUGGAUGUGUCCAAUUCUUGCUCCAGAGGAAAAGUCUUCAGACAUGGACAGUAGGAGCCUGAGGUUGAAAGGUCAGUUCCCCAAAUUGGGGAAGAAAAAACUAGAAGAGGAAGACAGGCAUAAGUCAGGCCGAGGAAUCCAGGGAUUUUUCGGCAGUUUAUGGCAUCGCCGAAAUCGCGAAGAUCAAGCAACUGAUGAUGAGCCUCCAGCACCAUCAAGAUCUCUGUUGUAGCCCUUAAAAGCUGGAGGGUGAACUCAUAUACAAAUUCUUCUUUAAAAAAAAAACUCUUGAAACCUCAAUCGAGCCUACACCACAUUGUUUCAGAACAAGCAUGUGCACCACCAAGGAAGACCCUCCAAUUCUUUACACUAACACACUCUUCCUGGACUGAAUCAGGUCUCCUUAGAGGUUUACAUUUUCUCAUUGGCCAAAGAUUCUUGUUCUGAGUUGUCUUGUUCAGUUCUCCUUCUCUUUGUACAUAUUGAGCAAUCGUAGUAUUUCCUGGGAUGAGUGCUUUAUGAACAGCCUGGGAUCUACAAAAGAUUCAAUGGAAUUCAACUCUUGCAGCAAGACUGCUGAUGCUAAGGAAAUGAAUGAAUGCAAGAAAGACUUUCAGGGAGAUGAAGAGAGGGGGCAGGACAGCCAGGUUUGGUUGUGUCUCCCCUCAAUUCCUGCCAAACACAAUUCACAGUUUCUUGAGAUCUCUGCUGGUUGGCUCACUAAGCUGAGUUCUAGAUCCUGGGAGCUGGAGGCUUGUCCACUUGCCUGUUUAUAUGACCAUGUGAAAUCAUUUCUUGGAGAUAUGGGAAACCCUCCUUUUCUGCAAAGCCUUUGUGUUUCUCCAUGUGUGCUUGUAAUGUCUUUGCACAUGUCCAGGUGGUGCUCUGGUGGCUGGGUGGGUCCAUUGGUUGGCGCUCACCCCUCAUAGCAACCAUUAAGGCCCCCUCCUACUGCCUUAAUCCUAGCCUGCAUGCCUCCAUGGAGUGUUUGCCUGCAUUCUUGCUGGGUUUUUUAAGUAAACGUUUUGCCACUGUGCUGCAGUAUAGAUUAUAUGCAGAGACAUAAAGAUGUAAAUAUAUAGAGAUAUUUUUAAAGAACUGAAAAUACAACUCAACCUCUAAGUGACCGUAUAAUUUAUUGUGCUAACCCAGGACUCCCUCCCUAUCUCCAUUGCCCUACACACAUAUACACCUCUACCAACUGCCCUAGAUCUUGGUGGAGCUUCUAAUCUUUUGGUGCAUUUUCAGCGUCUUAGAAAUGGCUGGGCUCUACCUUUAGUCCAGUCAAUUCUGACACCCCUUGAAAAUUCUGAGCCAGGCCGUAGAAUUGAGAACAAAAAAUACCAAUGCCUCUGAGAAGGGGGCUAUGCUGGCAUGCUGCCCUUUUUUGUUCAAUUUGUCCUGGACUCUACAUCAGCAACUACCCUGACCUGUGCUGGCCCCUUCCCCAAUAAAACAACCAUUACGGAGCAACCAGGCCUUGAGUCACAGGCUAUUAGGACAGUCCCGAAAUCACCUUCAGAUCUUCCAUCUUGCCUUUUUCCCUGGAGUGCAGAGAGGCAUUCUACAUGACCAGAAGAGAACUUGGAUUUGGGGAAACGGAGGCUAAAAGCCCCUGCUUCCCCACAGUUUUUUUCUUCCAAAUUUCUAAGGACUACAAACAGGCCUAAACUGCUCCGAAUCCCAAUUUGUGUUUUUGAAUUUCUACUCCCAGUCAGGCAAAUCUAAUCAAACACCUAUGCCCAGGGAGUUUCUCUCUGGUCUGCCUUGCAUCCUCACCCUAUGCUCAACUCAGAACCUUUGGGUAAGCUUCCCUUCCCCUUUAUCAAGAGAAAGCCAAAAACCUGACCUCUCCCCACUCUUCAAACUCAGUGUGCUCAAUUUCCUGACUCAGUCCAAUGGCUGGUUCAUCGAGGUGCACAAUCCAGACUCUAAGCACUGGUUCUCAACUCUGGAACUCCACCAGCCUAAUCCACUUAAACCAGCCUCCUGUAUUCCACCUCUGCAGGGGUGAGGAGAAAACUACUAACAAGGGGAUAAUCCCCAAAUGUCUGACUGCUCUGCCAAACAAAAGUCCUGGCGCUACAAGAAGAGAAGAAAGUCGAAGGAAAAUGCCAAGAGGAAACAUUUACAAAGCACCAGGAUGUGUUAACUUAUUGUGUAUAUCUGAGUGGGGAGUGUGCUGUUGCUGUGUUUUUGGCUUUCUCUGGAUAGCUCUUUCUUUCCAAGAGGAGGUAUUGGAUCACAUCAGCAAGGUCACCAUCACAGCUCAACUUGGGUCCUCCAUGGCAGCACGCCUUAAUGCCUGCACACACACUCAUAGAUUGGAAACCAAGUUGCAUUUUUCUCAGAAGAAACUUUUCCAAAAGGGAAAAUUUUCACAUGAGAAAAGCUAAGGGAACAGAAGGAAGUCUUGAGAAAGGAUAGCCUUAUCUUGACUGUAUUCCAAGUGGGGCUAUGUCUUGUAAUUAUUUUUUGCCAGUGAUGAUAGUAAACUGUAAUAGGACUUCAUAUCUUGUGCUUGCUUGGCUGAAGUACUAUAGGUCUUGGUACAUUGUAAUGCUGCUGUUGCUCUGUUAAUACCAUGUGGAUUCCCUUCCACUCACCCUAUCUUCCCACCCUGAGUCAGAACAAUAUUGAAUGUUCAGAACCACUAAGAUUUGGGGCUUGAGUCCAAUAUGGAGCAGAGUUGACAGAUGACAAGGCCCGGGAGCAGGUGUGGCUUGUUAAAUCGCUCAGUUACCUGCAAAAUGGCAGUUGUAUCCUGAAAAGGAAGACAACCUCCUGAGCAUCUGUUCGUGCACAUACUCGCUUAGAAAUGAAGCAAGAAAUGAUUCCUCUCUCAAGGGAGUUGCCUUAGCCCCUGGGAGCAUAAACUCUUUUCAGGACUUCACUGCUAACUACCUGCAGAGAUCCAAUUGCUAUGGUGGUGGGACCAGACACCAAAUAUCCAUCUCAAUUUUGUUCACAGACACCAUUAACAGCCAAAGCUCUGGGGUUUGGUUGCAUCUUUGGUAGAAGUUUCUGAGGAAUUGAUAGAGUGGGCAAUUCCAGGCCCGAAGAAUAGUGGAGAAGAAAAAAGCCAGCUAGCUUUAAACUGGCAUCAAGUCCUUUGGUGUCAACACUAUAAGAGAUUAGUCCCCUUAUCCUAAAGGCCCUGUGCUAUGUUGAAUACAACAGGGGAAGAGUACAGAAAAAAAUGUCAACUUAAUAAAUAUUAACCAGAAAAAUCAACAGGGUCAGCAUCCCCUUCCCUGGGGAUACAAGUGGGAAAAAAUGUUUUUUACAAGAGGUAGAAACUAAUACCAAAGCAACCAAACCAAUUCACACCAUUCCAUCCUGUAAGGGACCUUGACUGGCUGUGUGGAUUAAGGGAAUUGCUUUUGUCUGUUUGAUGGCUAAUCUGUAAUCCUCUGUUGUUUUCUGUUGUGCGGUUUUUGUUCCCUCAGAGGCCACUGCAAAUAAGCAGCAGGGCCAGGGGCUGGUGAGGACAGGAAGUGGGGUAGUGAAAGGUUAACAGAAAAAAAAGAAAGAAAGAAAAGGUCCACAAAGUGUGCCUAUUCCUCUCCCCCCCCCAAAUGGAUCACCAGUCCUCAAAGUUAAUAAAGUAUUGCU